AUGUGGUGAAUACAUGAGUAAGUGUGGCGAGUUUAUCAACGGGUUUGUUUUGUUUUUAUGAGAAAUUUAAAACACCGGAUACAGCAACAAUACUAAUUCCAAAUACUAAAAAUUAAUAUGGAGCCGAAUGAUGAAGUUGUCGAGCGCCAGAAACUUGUGCCAAAUGAUGUGGAAACCGAAGAAGAAGCUCAAAGUCAAAGUGCACCCAAAUCCACCCAAACUCCAGCAUCGCCAGCUGUGCCAAAUAUCAAAAUCAAAGGUAUUUCCAGUGGCGAGACGACACGCAGCCGCAACUCGGCUUCCUGUUCCAUAGAACGUACCAUAUCCGAGACAAAGGAAAAGGGCAGCAGUGCGGGAGGCGAACAAGGACAAGCAACAACAGCCGCCAAAGUCACAUAUGUAAACGAGAGACGACCACGCCCACAGGCCAGUGGUGGUGGUGGCGGUGGAGACGAGCGUUUUGAAUUCAAAACGCGACCAAGAAAAUUGCUCAAAGAUCGUGAUCAAUUGGAACCCACUCAUAGUAGUGCACAUAGUUUGAAUAGCAUUACACUAGUGAGCAGUGAAUGGCUAUCGCCAGAUCCUAAUCUCAACAAUGCCAACAAUAAUAACAACAAUGAUGAAUCGAAGAUCAAUAAUAACAAUAAUAGUAACAAUAAUAGCAAUGCGAAUACACCACGUUCGCAACGCCGUAAAAUUCCCCCCUCAACUCUAUCGAUGGCAAAUGCCACAAAUGACAGCAGCGUUCAUAGUGACAAAUUUGAUAAUCGUCCAAUUAAACAUCAUUCCUUUGUUUCCGAAGUGCCCGAUGUAAAGCAUAUGGAACGUGCCUUGCUUGGCCUACUCGAUGACUUUCAUUCGGGCAAACUAAAGGCAUUUGCAGGUUCGGGUUGCACCAUGGAUCAGAUGACCAAGAUUAGGGAGCAACAGGAAAGUUUAGCCAAAUUGCAUUUCGAAUUAGCUGCCGCCGAGGAGGAUUCAUUGGAGCAUGGCAAUCAGUUUAAUGCGACCAAAGCUCAGGAGAAUAUGUUGCAGCUGAUGCAACGAUUGGAACAAUUAUCCAUUUCCAUUGAACAGUUGCAAACAAGUCAUACGGGUCUCUGAAAUAUGGCCCACAUGCAGACAAUGUCCACGCGAAUUAAGGAACGUCUGCUUUGGCUUUGAAAAUAAACAACUAAAAACUAAUGAAAAUUUCGGUACAUCGAAAUUGAUAUAUAUAUAUACUCUUGCAGUUGAUAGACUUUAAAUGUUUAUU
This is a messenger RNA of Drosophila willistoni, 1255 nucleotides long. RefSeq names its product coiled-coil domain-containing protein 28B. The record is from RefSeq and is a predicted model, not a curated record. Lineage: Eukaryota; Metazoa; Arthropoda; Insecta; Diptera; Drosophilidae. The transcript is spliced from 4 exons. The coding region runs from base 118 to 1104 and encodes 328 amino acids.